Molecule: messenger RNA, 1140 nt
Organism: Rosa rugosa (rugosa rose)
Lineage: Eukaryota; Viridiplantae; Streptophyta; Magnoliopsida; Rosales; Rosaceae
Product: DExH-box ATP-dependent RNA helicase DExH12-like
Exons: 1
Coding region: 1-1140 (379 amino acids)
Biological process (GO): spliceosome conformational change to release U4 (or U4atac) and U1 (or U11)
Cellular component (GO): spliceosomal complex
Molecular function (GO): RNA binding; RNA helicase activity
Source: RefSeq, a predicted model, not a curated record
AUGCCUGUCGCCCUAAGAAAGAUAAUUCUGGGAAAUGUGUCAUCCUCUGCCAUGCUCCUCGUAAAGAAUACUACAAAGUUCUUAUAUGAAGCAUUGCCUGUUGAAAGUCAUUUGCACCAUUAUUUACAUGACAAUGUAAAUGCAGAAGUUGUAGCCCAAGUAAUCGGGAACCAUGAAGGGGCUCUCAAUUACCUUACGUGGACAUUUUUCUACAGGAGGCUCACACAGAAUCCCAACUAUUAUUAUCUUCAGGGAGUUACACACGCACAUAAUUCUGAGUACCUUUCAGAGCUUGUUGAAAAUACACUGAAUGACCUGGAAACAAGAAAAUGUGUUGCUGUGGAGGAUGGGGAUGUUUCUGCCUUAAAUCUUGGUAUAAUAUUUUCAUAUUAUUGUAUCAGUUAUUCUACAAUUGAGCGUUUCAAUUCUUCCUUAACUUGCAAAACGAAGAUGAAGGCUCUUCUUGAGAUUCUAGCUCAUGCUUCAGAGUAUUCGCAACUUUCCAUACUACCUGGAGAGGAAGAGGUGAUUCGAAGGUUGAUUAACCACCAUAGAUUUUCCUUUGAGAAUCCCAACUUCACAGAUCCUCACGUCAAAGCAAAUGCUCUUCUUCAGGCCCAUUUUGCAAGGCAUCAUGUGGCUGGGGACCUAUCAUUGGACCAGCUUGAGGUUCUCCUUUCUGCAAGUAGGUUGCUUCACGCAAUAUUUGAUGUCAUUGCCAGCAAUGGAUGGCUAAACCUUUCUCUCCUAGCAAUGGAAGUCAGCCAGAUGGUGACUCAGGGGAUGUGGGAUCAUGACUUGAUGCUACUACAGCUUCCUCACUUCACGAGGGAGCUGGCAAAGAGAUGCCAAAAGUUUCCUGGAAAGAAUAUAGAGAGGGUAUCUGAUAUGGUUGACAUGGAGUAUGAUGAAAGGCGGGAACUACUUCAGGAAGUACUUCAUAUGUCAGAUAUACCGUUGGAGGAUAUUGAACAAUUUUGCAAACGAUUUCCCAACAUUGGAAUGACAUGUAAGGUGCUGGGGAGUGAGAAUGUAAGAGCUGGGGAGGAAGUCACUUUGCAAGUUGAUAUGACUGUGAACAGGUUGGCCCUCUUCAUGCCCCGAGGUAUCCCAGGACCAAAGAAGAGGGGUGGUGGCUAG